AUGUACGAGACUGUAAAAACAUUGUCUGAAUCCAUUGUUAAUUCAGCUUUAUUCCAUGGGAAUACCAAGGAAGAGAUUUUUUCCAAUUAUGUGGUAGCAUCCUCGCCAUCUAGAGNCGCUCAACAACAACUCCUCACAAACCCUAAUCCCCAAUUGUUGAACCCUUUACUAUCACUUCUCACAAAUUCUAAAAAUGCAUUCUUUCAUCUCUACAACCAAAUGCUCUCACACCCUUUCUCGCACAAUCACUACACCUUCACCCACGCCCUCAAGGCCUGCUCCUCCAACCACGCUCACUCCAAGGCUCUCGAAAUCCACGCGCGGCUCAUCAAAUCCGGUCACUACGUCGACAUCUUCAUCCAGAACUCGCUCCUCUACUCCUACCUCGCCCGCAACGACGUCGUCGCCGCCUCAAACCUUUUCCAGUCGAUUCCCUCCCCCGACGUCGUUUCAUGGACCUCACUGAUAUCGGGCCUCGCCAAAUCGGGCUUCGAGGCCCAAGCCCUUCAACAUUUUUCCGAAAUGAACUCGGAGCCCAGAAGUGUCGAACCCAAUGCAGCCACCCUCGUCGGCGCGUUGUGCGCGUGUUCGUCUCUUAAGGCUCUGAGGCUCGGCAAGUCCGUUCACGCUUACGGCGUGAGGAUGAUUGCCAACGUGAAUGUUGUUUUUUACAACGCGGUGUUGGACUUGUACGCAAAGAGUGGGUCGUUGAAAUAUGCCAAGAACCUGUUUGAUAAAAUGUCUGUGAGGGACGUGAUUACUUGGACCACUUUUUUGAUGGGUUACGCGCGUGGUGGUUACUGCGAGGAGGCUUUUGGUGUGUUUAAACGAAUGGUGCAUAGUGCAGAAGCUGAACCAAACGAGGCAACUGUAGUAACUGUUUUAUCAGCGUGUGCCUCUAUUGGAGCAUUGAUUUUGGGGCAGUGGGUGCAUUCGUAUAUUGACUCACGACAAGACCUUGUGGUUGAUGGAAAUAUUGGGAAUGCUUUGCUUAACAUGUAUGUGAAGUGUGGAGACAUGCAAGUGGGGUUUAGGGUUUUUGACAUGAUUGAGCACAAGGAUGUUAUCUCGUGGGGCACUGUUAUCUCUGGGCUUGCCAUGAACGGUUAUGGGAAAAGAACGUUGGAGCUAUUUUCCCGCAUGUUGGUUGAAGGGGUUGAGCCUGAUGAUGUUACUUUUAUUGGGGUGUUAUCUGCAUGUAGCCAUGCGGGGUUGGUGAAUGAAGGGGUUAUGUUUUUCAAAGCAAUGAAAGAUUUUUAUGGAAUUGUGCCACAGAUGAGGCAUUAUGGUUGUGUUGUGGAUAUGUAUGGACGUGCUGGUUUGUUUGAUGAAGCUGAGGCUUUCCUUAGAAGCAUGCCUGUUGAAGCUGAAUGGCCUAUUUGGGGAGCUCUUCUACGAGCUUGCAAAAUCCAUGGUAAUGAAAAGAUGUCUGAAUGGAUAAAUGGACACCUAAGGGGGAAAAGGGUUGGUGUUGGUACUCUUGCUUUGCUGUCUAACAUGUAUGCCAGUUCUGAACGAUGGGAUGAUGCUAAUAAGAUUCGGAAGAGUAUAAGAGGCACUGGAGUAAAGAAAGUUGCGGGAUGUAGCUGGGUAGAGCUUGAGGUGUACAAUAACAGAUCGGAUUCAAAUGUGUGUGCUGCCUAGUUAGAUGGAUAAGGGAAGAUCAAUGAAGUUUUGACAAGGAGAAUGGUACCAACAAUGAUAUAACCUCAUGAGGUUGAAAUCGAGCAUCUUACCAUUUAUUAAAACAUAUACUUGU
Molecule: messenger RNA, 1759 nt
Organism: Vigna umbellata (rice bean)
Lineage: Eukaryota; Viridiplantae; Streptophyta; Magnoliopsida; Fabales; Fabaceae
Source: RefSeq, a predicted model, not a curated record